CUUCUUCUUCUUCUUCUUCUUCUUCUUCUUCUUCUUCUUUCUUCUUUCUCUUUUUUCCGAUGUCAUGUAGCUCACGUUUACAGCUGCAAAAGAAGCGGAGCUUUUGUGUAACAGGGAAUCACAAGCUGCCACAAUCUGCUCCUCCUCCUCCUCCUCUUCUUCUCACUGCUCUCACUGCUGCCGCUGCUCCUUACUCUGCUGCCACUCUCGCUGCCACUGCUGCUGCUGCCGCCGCACGCAGUGCGCGCUCUGGCUCCGUGCGCACCGAAACGCAGGGCAUCUGGGCUGUGAGCUCGCGAUGUGAGCUGCUCUGGGAAGAGUUUAAGUGUUUUUCAGCAACUUUGCUCGGGUUUGACCGGACAGAUUGGGUUUGUUUCUGAGUUGAGUCUCUGGAGGGAAAGAAAAAAAAAGUGCCAGCGAUGUCGGCACGCAGCUUGGGCACCGUCUUUUACGCAUGUGCGCACUUAUGCUUGCUGGGGUGCGUUUUCCAAAGUGCGAACUCCCAGCGUGAGCCAAGACCCGCCAACCCUGGACCGGCGGCACUCAGGCAGACCAUCCAGUGGCAGCACAAUGGCAAGCUCUUCAGCCUGCUGAGCCAGGGCUCCGAGUACCAGCCGCCACUCCGGAGAGACGCGGACGCAGAGCAGCCAGAGGCCAAGAGACCAGUCGCUGUGAUCAGCAGACCCUCGAGGGUUGGUGGCGACCAGCCUGGAUCUUCCCAGCAUGCACGUGGACGUGGUGGUGCUCGUGCACGCUCGCGCGGAGGCGCCAGGGACCGCGCACCCGGCGCGCCAAGGAACGCCAACGGCACGGAAUGGGAAAACCGGCGCAACGACACCGCGCGCGAGGACGGCAUGGUUGGAGACGACCCCUACAACCCCUACAAGUCCACCGACCCGGACAACCCCUACUACAACUACUACGACACGUACGAAAGACCCAGCCCCAGAGAACGGCCCGGAUACGGCACAAGGUACUUUCAGUACGGUUUGCCGGACCUGGUGGCGGAUCCCUACUACAUCCAGGCCUCCACCUACGUCCAGAGGGUUCCAAUGUACAACCUCAGAUGUGCGGCGGAGGAGAACUGCCUCGCCAGCUCGGCCUACAGGUCCAGUGUGAGAGACUACGACACCCGCAUGCUGCUGCGCUUCCCCCAGCGGGUCAAGAACCAGGGCACCUCCGACUUCCUGCCCAGCCGGCCACGCUACGCCUGGGAGUGGCACAGCUGCCAUCAGCAUUACCACAGCAUGGACGAGUUCAGCCAUUACGACCUGUUGGAAGCCAGCUCUCAGAGACGGGUGGCUGAGGGCCACAAGGCCAGCUUCUGCCUGGAGGACAGUUCCUGUGACUACGGCUACUACCGACGUUUCGCCUGUACUGCUCACACACAGGGCCUGAGUCCAGGAUGUUACGACACUUACAAUGCCGACAUCGACUGCCAGUGGAUCGACAUCACUGAUGUGAAGCCUGGAAACUACAUCCUCAAGAUCAGUGUUAACCCCAGCUACACGGUACAGGAGUCUGACUACAGCAACAAUAUAGUGCGGUGUGAUAUUCGCUACACCGGAAACUACGCCUACGUAUCAGGAUGCCAUGUUUCACCAUAUUAAAGAUACGCUCGGAUCUUCUUCAGGACCAGGAGAGGCCUUUUAUCUGCCAGGAGCUUCACUGUGAGCCGACAUGAGGAAAAUCAGCCUGGAAAUAGAUUUAGAUUCUAUUAAUAAUAAGAGAACAGCAGAGUAGAGACUGCUCUGAGAGACGGGUGUGUCCGGAGUAGUAAAUCUCAGUAAAGCUCAGUAAAGUUCAGUAUGGUGCCUAAUUUUACGCUUAACUUCUUUUUUUUCUUUGAUUAAUUUUGACUCAUUAUUGUUGAAUGACUUGAUAUCUCAUGUAAAAUGAUGAAAAUGGUAGAAAAUUAUAAAUAAGGAGCAAAAUUUUUUUACAAAAAUCAGUUUAGAGUAUGACAAAUAAAGUUCUGAACCUGAAGACAGCUAAAGACACAGCGAUGAUUCUGCUGCCGCGUCUUAGCCGAUGUGACCAUACUAGCCUCAGCUCUCGACCCGAAACCUUCAUAUUGGUGCAGUUCAGAAGUUCAGGCUGCUCCAGGCUGGGUCCAGCUGGAGCUCCAUGCUCUAGUUUGCUAGAAUAAUGAUAUCCAUGUUACUAUAUUUGUGUAUUCUGAGUAAAUAUUUAACGUAAGCUCAUAUUACUGCAACACUUCUGUUUGUAUUAUGUGAAAAUGACUUGAAUAAAUCACGUUUCAUUCACUAAAUCA
Astyanax mexicanus (Mexican tetra) is the source of this 2275-nucleotide messenger RNA. It is a transcript of the gene loxa, whose product is annotated as lysyl oxidase a. Gene Ontology annotation, biological process: peptidyl-lysine oxidation. The transcript is spliced from 7 exons. Gene Ontology annotation, molecular function: protein-lysine 6-oxidase activity; copper ion binding. The record is from RefSeq and is a predicted model, not a curated record. NCBI's taxonomy places the organism in Eukaryota, Metazoa, Chordata, Actinopteri, Characiformes, Acestrorhamphidae. Bases 420 to 1610 code for a protein of 396 amino acids.